Oryza brachyantha (malo sina) is the source of this 1950-nucleotide messenger RNA. Its product is annotated as receptor-like protein EIX1. The record is from RefSeq and is a predicted model, not a curated record. The annotation marks the transcript as partial. Lineage: Eukaryota; Viridiplantae; Streptophyta; Magnoliopsida; Poales; Poaceae. The transcript is spliced from 2 exons. Gene Ontology annotation, molecular function: protein binding.
GAGAGGGACGCGCUGCUGGCGUUCAAGGAAGGCAUCGUCGGAGACCCUGCAGGCCUCCUCCGCUCAUGGCGACGGCAGCUGCAGGACUGCUGCCGAUGGAGAGGCGUCCGGUGCGACAGCCGGACCGGCCAUGUCGUCAAGCUUCACCUGCGCAACGAUCAUGGCGACACCGAAACGGCUCUAGUCGGGGAGAUAGGCCGUUCUCUGAUCUCACUGGAGCAUCUGAGGUAUCUUGAUCUCAGCAUGAACAACUUGGCAGGUCCAACCGGACGUCUCCCGGAGUUCUUGGGCUCCAUGAAGAGCUUGAGAUGUUUGAACCUCUCCGGCACAAUGUUCUCCGGCGUGGUGCCACCUCAGCUCGGUAAUCUUUCGAACCUGAAAUAUCUUGAUCUCUCCGGCAUGAGCUUGUCCAGCGCUAGCAUGGCGCCAUCUCUGUACUCCAGGGAUGUUUCAUGGCUAGCACAGUUAUCCAGGUUGCAAUAUCUGAACCUUGAUGGGGUAAACCUUAGCACAGUACUUGAUUGGCCUCAUGUUCUGAACAUGAUUCCUUCACUGAAGGUUGUUAGUCUUUCUUCUUGCUCACUUCAAACUGCAGACCAGUCUCUCCCACAGUUUAAUUUCAGACAACUACAGAUGCUUGAUCUUUCUUACAAUUACUUUAUCCACACAGCUGAAUCUAGUUGGAUUUGGAACUUAACAUCUCUCAAGUAUCUGAAUCUCAGUUCGACUAGUUUGUACGGUGAUAUACCGGAUAAGCUAGGAAACAUGAUGUCCCUCCAAGUUCUUGAUUUCUCAUACAAUGAUGUUCAUGAGGAUAGCAUGGGCAUGAGUGUCUCAAGGAAAGGCAACAUGUGCAGCAUGAAAGCAAACUUGAAAAAGCUAUGCAAUUUGGAGUUUCUAGACCUUGAUUACAGACUAGCAUAUGGGGAUAUUACAGAGAUAUUUGAGAGUUUACCACAGUGUAUUCCCAGCAAACUGAAGGAGAUUCAUUUAGCUGGCAACAAUAUAACAGGGAUGCUGCCAAACUGGAUAUGGAGGCUAACAAGCUUAGUCACUCUUGACCUGUACAAAAACAAAAUCACUGGAGAGGUCCCUCCUGAGGUAGGUAUGCUCAAAAAUCUAUCCAAUCUGUACCUGCAUUUCAAUCACAUGACAGGUGCUAUCACAGAGAAGCAUUUUGAGCAUCUAAUGAGCUUGAAGUCAUUAUAUUUGUGUUACAAUGACUUGAAGAUCAUGAUAGAUCCUGAAUGGUUACCUCCCUUCAAACUAGAGAAGGCCUACUUUGCAUCUGUUUGGAUGGGUCCCUCAUUUCCUAGAUGGCUUCAGUCACAGGUGGAUAUUGUUGCACUUGCUAUGAAUGAUGCUGGAAUAAAUGACACAUUUCCAGAGUGGUUCUCCACAACAUUUUCAAAGGCCAAGUUGCUGGAAUUCCCAGGCAAUCAAAUUACGGGUGCAUUGCCAACAAAUAUGGAAAACAUGUCAUUGGAGAAAUUUUAUCUGAAUUCGAACCAAAUAGCAGGCCAAAUUCCUCUCAUGCCAACAAACCUCACUGUACUAGAUAUAUCAAACAACUCUUUGUCAGGACUUCUUCCACCAAAUAUUGGAUCUCCAAAAUUAUCUGAGUUGAACCUGUUAUCCAACCAUAUCACUGGUCCUGUUCCACAAUCCAUUUGUGAAUUAAAGAAUUUAAAAGGGCUGGACUUAUCCAACAAUCUACUUGAUGGUGAAUUUCCUCAAUGUUCUGGGAUGAGCACGAUGUCAUUUUUACGUCUGAGUAACAAUAGCUUAUCCGGAGGCUUCCCAUCAUUUCUUCAGGGUUGGACAGAAUUAAACUUCCUGGAUCUAUCAUCCAAUAAAUUCUCAGCAUCACCAAACUUGGAAAUCUCUCUCACUUGGAUCUUUCCAGCAAUAGUUUAUCAGGUCCACUGCCUCAGCAUUUGGCAAAUUUGA